UGAGGCCACCACUAACUAGGGACCAAAAUGAAAACUUCAGCAGAAUCAUAUCACUUUCUUCCAACAGGCCAUAGCUGUUCCAAUUGGAGACUUCACAUGGCUGCUGUUGCUACUCCAUCUCUUCCCAACCAGAACAAGUUACCAUCCUUCUCGUCGAGAAUUCCGGCCCCCAUCGUUUUGCUUCAAAUGUGCAGCAACUUUCAAGAAGUAAGACAAGUUCAUGCUCAAUUGGUUGUAUCAGGACUAAUUGAGCGCCCUAUAAAUGGUGGGAGGCUUCUUCAGGCCUAUGUCACAGUGUCAAACUUUAACUAUGCAUUAUCAACUUUUGAUAGCAUAUCUAAUCCUGAUGUGUUUGCCUACAAUACAAUGAUGAGAGGUUUAAUACUGAGUAAGUCCCCUUAUCAUGCACUGAAGCUCUAUAGUAGGCUUUUACUAGAUGGUUUAAAACCAGACAAUUACACCUACACCUUUGUUCUCAAAGCAUGUUCCCAAGUGAAUGCGCUCUUCGAAGGUAGAGAAGUGCAUGGCCGGAUAAUUAAGGCCGGAAUAGCACCAGAUACUUACAUUCAUAGUUCACUGAUAAACAUGUACUCGAGUUCAUCAGAUGGUUUGGUCUGUGCAGAGCGAGUUUUAGCUGGCUUUUCCGAGGAUAACACACUUGCUAAGAACUCCUUGAUUUCGGGUUACCUCAGUCAGGGUCAGGUAGAAAGUGCUAGAAAAAUGUUCGAUAACCUGGUAGCAAAGGAUGAUGCAUCUUGGAGUGCAAUGGUAGCAGGGUACACAAAGAAUGGUAUGUAUGCAGAGGCAUUAGUCAUCUUUCGAAAGAUGUUGAGUUCUCAAGUUUCUCCAAAUGAAUCAGCACUUGUGAGCUCAUUGUGUGCUUGUGCUAAUUUGGGAGCACUAGACCAAGGCAAAUGGAUACAUGCAUACAUUGAUAGAAUUGGGGCUAGGAUUAGUGUCACUGUGGGUACUGCUCUUAUAGACAUGUAUGCAAAGUGUGGCAGCAUAGAAAAUGCCUAUGAAGUUUUCAGGAAGAUGCCACAGAAAGACGUAGUUUCAUGGGGAGCUAUCAUUUCUGGUUUCGCCAUUCAUGGGCGAGCUGCAAAAUGUUUUGAAUUGUUUGAUGAUAUGGUUGCUGGUGGAAUUCACCCAAAUGAAGUAAUUUUUGUAGGUAUUUUAUCGGCUUGUUCUCAUGCCGGGUAUGUUGAAACAGGAUACAAGUACUUUGACCAAAUGGUUCAUCAUUAUGGGAUAAAACCAUCCAUUGAACAUUAUGGAUGCAUGGUGGAUCUUCUUGGUCGUGCAGGGCGGCUGGCAGAGGCAGAAGGGCUCAUCAUGUCAAUGCCGGAACUGCCUAACUCGGUUAUAUGGGGUGCAUUUCUUGGUGCUUGUAGAAUGCACAGUGACGUGAGGAGAGGUAACCUUGCUUUCAAGCACUUGACUGAUCUUGAGCCAACGUCUGGUGACAGAUACAAACUUGCAGGAAUUAUGUUUGCUAAUGCUGGGGAAAAGGAAAAUGCUACUAAAAUUAGGACGAUCAUCACAGAUAAUGACUUGGAGACAACUCGUGGAGUAAGCUCAAUUGAGAUAGAUGGUGUAGUCCACGAGUUUGUAGCAGGUACCAUCAACCAUAGCAGGCACAAAGAAAUUUACAGAAUGUGGGAGAGGGUUAAUAGGUUAUUAGAAAUCCAUGAGCUUGAAAUUUGCAUUCCAUUCUAG
Rosa chinensis is the source of this 1719-nucleotide messenger RNA. Its product is annotated as pentatricopeptide repeat-containing protein At2g20540. Gene Ontology annotation, molecular function: RNA binding; protein binding. The transcript has a single exon. NCBI's taxonomy places the organism in Eukaryota, Viridiplantae, Streptophyta, Magnoliopsida, Rosales, Rosaceae. The coding region runs from base 28 to 1719 and encodes 563 amino acids. Gene Ontology annotation, biological process: RNA modification. The record is from RefSeq and is a predicted model, not a curated record.